This is a messenger RNA of Plasmopara halstedii, 726 nucleotides long. RefSeq names its product transducin wd40 repeat-like superfamily protein. Lineage: Eukaryota; Oomycota; Peronosporomycetes; Peronosporales; Peronosporaceae. The transcript has a single exon. Gene Ontology annotation, molecular function: nucleic acid binding; zinc ion binding. The coding region runs from base 1 to 726 and encodes 241 amino acids. The record is from RefSeq and is a predicted model, not a curated record.
AUGGAACCGUUCGACGCGUCAAAGUACGCGCUCUGGGCGUUCAAGAUGAAGAUGUACCUCAUGUCCAAGGGACUGUGGGAUACAGUGCUUGGUGAAGCAGGCGUCACGGCGAUGAAGGAGCAGCAAGCGCAUGCGGCGAUUGUGCUCAACUUGAAGAACUCUCAGCUGGUUCACGCCAUGAAUACAACCAGUGCUCACGAGACCUGGGCAACACUGGAGGGAUUUUACCGCACGCAGGACAUGGCAAGCCGACCAUGGCUCAAGGAGAAGUUCGCUUCGUUCAAGUAUACGGCAACGGACAUGAGCACUCACGUGAUGGAGCUAAAGCAACUAGUGCUGCAGAUGAAAAGCGCAAAUUGUGAGCUAAAUGAAGAGGAUGUGUGCGCGACGACGCUGCGCAGCCUGCCAGCGUCGUACGAGAGCCUGGUGCAGGCAUUCAGCAUGAGCGUGUCUCAAUUCAGCUUCAGCAAGCAGAAAUCACGCCGCAUUGAGAGCGAAACAGCGCUACACGUGGGCAAGCAACGCGAAAAGCGCCAGAUCGCCAGAAAGAGCGGCGGUCAGCGCAAAAAGGGAGCGAACGUUCAGUGCUACAAUUGUGGGAAGCGCGGGUACUACGCGCGCGACUGUUGGGUGAAGGAUAGCGGUAACGGUGACAACGGCAGCCAACAUGAAAACCACUCAGACGUGGCAUUCAGCGCAAGCAAAGGAAGCGCGGGCGACUGCUAG